Myotis lucifugus (little brown bat) is the source of this 3600-nucleotide messenger RNA. RefSeq names its product beta-1,4-galactosyltransferase 6 (gene B4GALT6). Lineage: Eukaryota; Metazoa; Chordata; Mammalia; Chiroptera; Vespertilionidae. Bases 11 to 1159 code for a protein of 382 amino acids. Gene Ontology annotation, biological process: carbohydrate metabolic process; glycosphingolipid biosynthetic process. The transcript has 9 exons. The record is from RefSeq and is a predicted model, not a curated record. Gene Ontology annotation, molecular function: UDP-galactose:glucosylceramide beta-1,4-galactosyltransferase activity.
GAGGAGGAAGAUGUCGGUGCUGCGGCGGGCGAUGCGGGUCUCCAACCGCUCCCUCCUCGCCUUCCUCUUCUUCUUCUCGCUGUCCUCGUCCGGCCUCUACUUCGUCUACGUGGCUCCGGGCCUCGCCAACACGUAUCUCUUUAUGGUACAAGCUCGAGGAAUAAUGUUGAGAGAAAAUGUGAAAACGAUAGGACAUAUGAUCAGGCUUUACACAAAUAAGAACACGACAGUCAACGGUACAGAUUAUCCUGAAGGCAGUAAUUCAAGUGAUUAUCUUGUCCAGACAACAACGUAUCUUCCGGAAAACUUCACAUACUCUCCAUACCUCCCCUGCCCAGAAAAACUGCCUUACAUGCGGGGAUUUCUCAAUGUCAACGUAAGUGAAGUCAGUUUUGAUGAAAUUCAUCAACUCUUCUCCAAGGACGUAGACAUUGAGCCCGGAGGACACUGGAGGCCGAAGGACUGCAAGCCCAGGUGGAAGGUGGCAGUGCUCAUCCCUUUCCGCAAUCGCCACGAACACCUGCCAAUUUUCUUCUUGCACCUGAUUCCGAUGCUCCAGAAACAGCGGCUGGAAUUCGCCUUUUAUGUCAUCGAACAGACCGGCUCACAGCCCUUCAACCGCGCCAUGCUCUUCAACGUGGGCUUCCGGGAGGCCACGCGGGACCGCGCGUGGGACUGCGUGAUCUUCCACGACGUGGACCACCUGCCCGAAAACGACCGCAACUACUACGGCUGCGGAGAGAUGCCUCGGCAUUUUGCAGCGAAGCUGGACAAAUACAUGUACAUUCUUCCAUAUAAAGAGUUCUUUGGUGGUGUAAGUGGACUGACCGUGGCGCAGUUUAGGAAGAUCAACGGCUUUCCUAACGCCUUCUGGGGGUGGGGAGGAGAAGACGAUGACCUUUGGAACAGGGUUCACUAUGCUGGGUAUAAUGUAACGAGGCCCGAGGGAGACUUGGGAAAAUACAAAUCCAUUCCUCACCAUCAUCGGGGUGAAGUCCAGUUUUUAGGACGAUACAAGCUGCUGAGGUAUUCGAAGGAGCGCCAGUACAUCGACGGGCUGAACAACUUAAUCUACGAGCCCACCAUCCUGGUGGACAGGCUGUAUACAAACAUCUCCGUGAACCUCACGCCAGAGUUGGCUCCAAUCGAAGACUAUUGAAGAAGUCACUGUCAUGGCAACCUAGACUGCAAUGCUGAUCAUAAACUCAGGGUGCGCUCUUGAAGGAGGUCAGUGGAUGGACGUGUCCUGGGCCCGUUAUGCAGAGGAGCCGGCAGUCCUCAGUGACCACAGUGUGGGGUUGCCUACAGCAGCCUCCUUCCUCCCAUCCCGAGACCCGCCCCCCCCAACCCCCCCAGCGAGCGCUCCAGAGACCAGGUGCCAUCGCUAAGACUGGAGGUUAAGAGCACCCUGCAAAGGAAGACAUUUUUAUACGGAAAUCUAUAAUUUAACUCAAGAGAAUGCUUUAUUUCUGUGGAAACCUGUUUUGUACAUAGGGGAUGUACACUGAUGUGUUGAAAUUGUUGAACAAUAAGGUGUGUUGCAUGUAAUGGCUUAUGCCUUUAUUGGGCUUUUAUAAACAUUUUUUAUUUGCAUGGAACAAACAGUGUACGUUUAUGAGACUGGACAAAGGCUAACCCUUGUGUGACAUGAAGGAACUGUCAAUAAUUGACAGCCAGUGACUACAGUAAGCUGUUAUACUAGUGUUGAGCUUUAGACCUUCAGCCUCUGUGUGGGGAGAAGUCAGCUUCCCUAGGGCCCUGAGGGUAGAAGAAACGGCUUAAGCCGCUUUUCUUCCUGCCAGGAUGGCCUGUUUUUUUCCUUGCUUGCAGUCUCAUCAGAUUUUGCUAAAUCACAACCGUAAUGUUUAUGCAUAUUGCAUGGCUAAUGCCAAGAAAAAAUCUUAAAAGUUAUGGUGUGACAUGAGAUCAAGGACCUCCUCAUGUUAAAUGCUUUUCAUGUACCUCUGGUGUUAAGUGUCAGGGAUUUUGUGCCUCAAAAAAUGUUCCCAAUGUUGUGUGUGUUUGUACACUUGUUUGUUUGUUUGUUUGUUUUGGUUAAUAGUGAAUAGCACUUUUAUUAUUUCCAGUUCAGAGGAGCCAAAAAUUUUUUUAGUUUGAAAAAAAAUCAAAACAAUUUUUUUAAAGAAUGUGUUAUAUGGAAAACCCAAUAGUACCUAUAAUAUACAAAUGAAUUAUACUAUUAGAUAAGAAAUGAAAUGUUAUAUUUUUAUGAAGAUAAAUGCUUAGUAGGUAGAAAAUAAAUUUUAUUUUAAGUUUAAUUCUCAGACUCAUAGAAUUCAAGUUUGGAAGGGAUUCUUUUUAAUCUUGCCCAAUUUCAUUCAAAUUGUAUUUUUUUUUCACUUUUAAGAAAUUACAUCUCUGGUGUUAAUUAUUAAAAUUUCCUCACUGAAAGCAUAAUUUAAUAGAAUUAUAUCCUAACACAUAAUCAGCUAUCUAAAUAUGUUGAUGUUAUAAGGCACGUCUCAGAAAACAGGUCUUAUUACCUGACAUUAAGUAUAUUACUUUAUCUUAAGUUUGGAUGAAGUUUUUAUGGCAAAACCAAACAGUAUUUUUACUUUGAAAAUUAUCAAUUAUUGUUAACCAAAGAUUCGUUAAAUAUCUUAAGGUAUUUUCACAAAUUUAAAACAAAAAAAUUGUUUAUCUAUACAGUGAAUCUUUAACAACAAUGACGAACAAUAGAAAUCUGUAUUUGAGAGAUGUGUGGGUAACAGUUGACUCAUAGAUUGUUCACCUGAAAUAGAAAUAUGGUAUUUAUCUCAGGUUGUAAAUUUAACUUUUGAAGUUGGCGUUUUCUAUGGCAAUAUUGGUAACACAAAUGAUCACUAACCAAAUCGCAAAAUAAGUGAAUUUCUUGUACUUUUAGAAAACCGAUAGCUCUCUGUUAUGAUACAAAACAGAGUUUUCCCACAUUUUUUUUCUUAGAAAUAUUUCCAAAAUAUUUGUCUCUAAUUUUUUUUUUUGCUUGUACUGAAAGUAGUGAAUAAUCAAACUGCUGAAAGUCAAUGUGUUCUUAAUUUGUCUAUCUGUUCAUUUGCUGUCUCUCAUAGUCAAUGUAGUUGUUUAAUUCAAUGAAAUGGAAGAAAGUAAAUUAGGAAGUUACCAUUUGUUGAUCACUAACAAGAUAGUUGGGGCAUAGGAACAUAAUCCAUAAAAUAAUUAAAAAUACUUUAGUUGGGGUAAUUAGGACUGUUUUGGAGUCUUAUUAGGAAAUCAUAUAUUUUUUUAAUGUGGAGCUGCCCAAAUUUUGGAAUCGUUUUAUUUUGAUAUACAUUUUAUAAUUUCAAGAGAACUCAGUUCUACUAGUAUCUGCCUUAUUUUUUUGGAUUAAGUCUAAUAGUAAUUUUUGUUUUAGCUGUGGGCCAUGAAUAUUUUGCUUUUUUCAGUUUUGAAUAUGGCAUGUCGUUCUGUGAAAAACAUCUUACCAGUUCGCUUUUUGUCUUUUGUUUGUUUUUACUGUUUUUUCCCUGCAGACUUAAAAUUGCUUUUUGCCUGUAAUCAUUUAUAUCUUUCAAUAAAAGUGGCAGAGUUUUGCCCAAUUAACCUUUAUUAUCGGAAAAUAAAUCUAUUCCACAAGACUAA